Ceraceosorus guamensis is the source of this 1743-nucleotide messenger RNA. RefSeq names its product major facilitator superfamily transporter. The transcript has 10 exons. Gene Ontology annotation, biological process: transmembrane transport. Gene Ontology annotation, molecular function: transmembrane transporter activity. Gene Ontology annotation, cellular component: membrane. The record is from RefSeq and is a predicted model, not a curated record. The coding region runs from base 1 to 1743 and encodes 580 amino acids. NCBI's taxonomy places the organism in Eukaryota, Fungi, Basidiomycota, Exobasidiomycetes, Ceraceosorales, Ceraceosoraceae.
AUGGCUCUACUCCAUGCCCGCUGCGCUUUUGCUAGCAGCGCUACCUGGUCGGCUCAGUCCCGUGCUGAUGCCGCUAAGAGCAAGCCGGCACACGAGUUGCAAGCCUCGCUGAAAGUUGGCUCAAGCCUCAACGGCAAGCUCUUGAAUCAACAGACCGAACCGCUCUUCCCGUCGAACAAACCUAAGCCUAACCCUGAAGACAUUGCCACUCAGCCAUCCGUAUAUGACGAUCCGAAUCUUUCGAAAUUCUUCACCCCUACUAAAGGGUACGAGAACCUGCACCGAUUCGACCCCUCGUUCACUUGGACCAAAGGUGAAGAAUCUCGCUUGAUUAAACGUUUGGAUUGGAGAAUCACCGCAUGGGCAUGUCUGGCAUUCUUUGCUCUGGACCUCGGUAGAGGCAACCUCUCGCAAGCCAACACGGACAACUUCAUUCCUGACCUCGGAAUGAGAAGGAACGAUUACAAUCUGGGAAAUACGAUUUACCAAGUCUCUUUCCUGCUUGCCGAGAUUCCAAGUCAGAUGAUCAGCAAGAGACUGGGAGCUGAUCGCUGGAUCCCCUUCAUCAUGAUUGCAUGGAGCAUUGUCUCCGGAGCUCAAUUCUUCUUGUCGGGCCGCACUAGCUUCCUCGUCACUCGUUGCCUUCUCGGCUUGCUUCAAGGAGGUUUCAUUCCCGAAGCCGUCCUAUACCUGACUUACUUCUUCAAAACCGCCGAGCUGCCACUGCGAUUGGCCAUCUUCUGGGCCAUGCGACGUGUCGCAGAUAUCGUAGCUCCAUUGCUUGCGCUCGGCUUGCUCCAGAUGCGAGGAGUGUUGGGAUAUGAAGGAUGGAGAUGGCUGUUCCUGAUGGAGGGCAUCAUCAUGCUUAUCAUCGGUAUCUACUCGGCAUGCACCAUGGUCGCGUCUGCUACGCAGACGAAGAACAAGUUUCUCAGACCGAAUGGAUGGUUCAACGAACAAGAGGAAAAGGUUCUCGUAAUGAGAGUUUUGAGGGAUGAUCCCAGUAAAGGUGACUUGCACAACCGUCAACCCGUCACACCGAGGAUGCUCCUAAAGGCUCUGUCGGAUUGGCACAUGUGGCCGCUGUAUGUCUGUGGUUUGAUCUGGGAGAUGCCCGCUGGACCUCCAGACCAAUACUUCACGCUCAUCCUGACCGAUCUCGGCUUCGACACGAACGAAUCCAAUCUGCUAUCCAUUCCACCUCAAGUCGGCGCCAUCUUGAGCAUGUUCUUCUUCACCUACAUUUCCAUCGUCCUAUCGCGCAAAGCGUUCGUGGCUGUGUGGACCCAAAUUUGGAUGCUUCCGUGCUUGGUCGCCCUUGCUACCCUGCCAACAGGCGCCAAUCCUUGGAGCAAAUUCGCCAUUCUCACCGUGCUGCUCAGCUUCCCUAGCCCUCAUCCAGUGCAUGUCGGUUGGUGCAGCCAGAACUCUAAUAGUGUCAGAACUCGAGCCAUCAGCGCUUGCGUCUACAACAUGAUGACCCAGCUCGGUCGUGUCAUUUACAGCAACAUUUAUAGAGAGGACGACGAGCCAGAGUAUCGCCGUGGUAAUCGUACCUUGGUAGCCAUCUGUUCCAUGAAUAUCUGCAUCUAUGCCCUAAUCUCGCUAUUCUACACUCUGGUCAAUCGACACAGGUCGAAGAAGUGGGAUGCGAUGACCAAGGAAGAGCAGCUGGAAUACAUGUCACGUGCUGACGGCAAAGCUCUGGGUAACAAGCGACUCGACUUUAGAUUCGCAUGGUAA